Molecule: messenger RNA, 570 nt
Organism: Lodderomyces orthopsilosis Co 90-125
Lineage: Eukaryota; Fungi; Ascomycota; Pichiomycetes; Serinales; Debaryomycetaceae
Gene: APT1
Product: adenine phosphoribosyltransferase
Exons: 1
Coding region: 1-570 (189 amino acids)
Biological process (GO): adenine salvage; AMP salvage
Cellular component (GO): cytoplasm
Molecular function (GO): AMP binding; adenine phosphoribosyltransferase activity; adenine binding
Source: RefSeq, a predicted model, not a curated record
AUGUCCGACAGAGCCAAAGAAAUAAGCUCCUUAGCUAAAGAGUUAAAGACUCAUUUGAAGCAAUUCCCCAAUUUUCCCAAAGAAGGUAUUCUUUUCGAAGAUUUUUUACCGAUUUUUGCCACACCCGAUUUGUUCAACAAAUUGAUUACUGCAUUCAAAUUGCACGUGGGACACAAAAAAGUCGACUACGUUAUUGGGUUAGAAAGUAGAGGGUUUUUGUUUGGUCCAACAUUGGCGUUAGCUUUGAACGCUGGAUUUGUUCCUGUGAGAAAGCCAGGUAAGUUGCCCGGCCCAACUUAUCAAGUGGAAUUUCAAAAGGAGUAUGGUUCAGAUGUGUUUGAACUUCAAGAAGGCGUAAUUCCAAAAGGCGCCAAGGUUUUGAUCGUUGAUGAUAUUUUGGCAACGGGAGGAUCAGCCUACGGUGCUGGUGAGUUAGCUCUCAAAGCCGGCGCUGACAUUGUGGAGUUUUUAUUCGUUAUGGAGUUGGAUUUUUUGAAGGGAAGAGAUAGGUUGCAUGCUCCAGUAUUUACAUUAUUCGGAGGACAAGAGGAGAAGUAUAAAGACUCAUAG